Monoraphidium neglectum is the source of this 249-nucleotide messenger RNA. RefSeq lists its product as hypothetical. The coding region runs from base 1 to 249 and encodes 82 amino acids. The transcript has a single exon. The record is from RefSeq and is a predicted model, not a curated record. Lineage: Eukaryota; Viridiplantae; Chlorophyta; Chlorophyceae; Sphaeropleales; Selenastraceae.
AUGGCCGAGAGCGUCAAGAGAAGCGUCAGCUUCAGCUCCAACUAUCCGUUCCCGUGCCUGCUGUGGCCUGAGGAUGAGGAGCCGGGAGGGCCAGCGGACGAUGACGCACGGUCAGCAGCCGAGCCAGAAGAUGAGGGCGAGCAAUUCGAGCUUGACGAGUUCUUCGACGUCGCUAGGGAGCGCUCCAGCGCUUCCAUACGGCCCAAGCCAGCAGUGGCGGCCAACGGGCAACCGCUGGUGCGACCAUGA